AUGGACGGUCAGCCACCGAGCGGUCCUGCGAGCCAGGCGCUGGUGACGAAAGGGAAGCGGACGUCUUCCAUGACCUUGACGGGCGUUCGCGUCUCCCUGGACGACGUCGGCGCGUAUACCUCGCCCAGCUCUGGCGGCGACAGUCCCGUCGGCACCAGCAACAUUGGCUCUGGCCCGGGCGGCCGGUCGAUCCUGACAACCAGCGGCAACUCGCUGCCAAUGCUGGCCACCCACAACGCGUCCAGUCCCGGCAGUGUCGCUGGCCCGUCGCCGUCCUCCGGCUCGUCGUCGCUUCCCGGCAGUGCAGCAUCGUCGUCCUCAGCGGGUGCGUCUGGCAACACUGGCUCUGGCUCGCCGCUCUUCCGCAGUGUCUCCAACGUCCACUCUCCGCUGUCGAGCCCCCGAGAAAAAUCAUCAGGAUCGGAGGACUCGCCGCGUCCGCGUCUGCGCACGGAGGACUCGAUUCGCCGCACACACUCUGGCGACAAGUUUACACGACCGGAAAAGAAGCACCGCACGUUUGGCGUCGAUCUGGCCAAGGUGCUCAAGCGCGAAAACUCGAAAAUCCCGUUCAUCCUGGAGCUGCUCGUCAACCACGUCAACGCCCAGAUCUCCAAGGAUGGCAUGACGGCGCCGUACUGGCUAAAGCUCUUCCUGGCAUCGACGAACGCAGUGUCCUUUGUGGAUGGGUUUGAAGACAAUCCCAAGGAAAUGACAGAGUUCCUGACCACCGUCGUGGGCUUGAGGGAUGCCCUGGAAAAGCAGACCAGCAGCACCGCAGCUCUGCCCGAGGACACGCCGCCUCACCAGGUGCUCGCGCUGAUUCAGCUCUACCUCACACAGCUGCCGCGCCCCGUCUUUGGCGGCCUCAUGAAGUCGGCAAUCGAGCUGGGCGCCGUCACGGACUUUUUCCUCGAUCCGCCAGACUCGACAUCAGGCGGAGGCGCGCUUGGCGGGCCUGGGCAGUGGCAGCACGAGCUUCCAGCUCGGAUGGAUCCGCCGCUCUCACCGCGCGGCCUUCAUGCCCCACUUUCGACGCAGCAGGGACUAAGCCCGCGGGGGCGUCGGCGUAAAGGUGACCGAG
Molecule: messenger RNA, 1084 nt
Organism: Capsaspora owczarzaki ATCC 30864
Lineage: Eukaryota; Filasterea; Ministeriida; Capsasporidae
Exons: 2
Source: RefSeq, a predicted model, not a curated record